CGGGUGUGUACAAGGCGGACCCUAACAAGCUUGGUUGAGUCAGUGUAUUUUUGAGGUGUAGACGGUGUAACUACUCAUUAAUUGCAUAUAGGAGAGUCUCAUCCACCAGAAAAAGAUGCAUGAUGCCAGUAAGGGGCGACAAAGUACAGAAGCGGGUCAAUGAGCGGGGGAGGAACUUCAAUAUAGACAGUCGCAUCAGUAACUUGGGUCUACCACGAAGAGAGCAUCAUGGACAGCAAGACUUGUAUCUGGAUGUGGAGGACUGGGAGGAGAUCGAGGCGUUGCUGGAGCGAGAACAACACCUGCUGGGCCAACACCACCACCGCUCCGACCCCACCAGCGUCAAUCUUCUCCACAGUCCAGAACACAUUUUACGACCCCCAUUGGAGACAUUACCUCGACGUGGCCACACUCCUCGUACCAUCCCACGAACACACGGUAACUUCUCGGUGCCUUUGAACCAGCUGUCUUCUAUCCUCCUCAACAUGACAUUCUCCGACGCAGAGGAGGACCAUCAGGGCUCUCGGGCCAGGGAGGCAUCAAAUAGGACUGGAGCCACAGGCAACGACCGUGAACGCUCCACCAGUCGGUCUCGGACAGAAUCUGGGGUGAGUAACGCUUCUACUGCCUCCUUGGUCACUCCAACCUCCUCAGGUCCUGCAGCCAAUGGCCAGGCUCAUGCUGAGAGUCCCUCUAGGGCCUCCACUGCUGAGGCAUCUGGUGCCUCAAACAUGGAGAUGACUAAUGCUGUCCAGAGCAUCACGGUUGCUGAUAUGAAGGGUGUGGACAGUAAGAAGAUCAUGGAGAAGCUGCAACAGAUCCAAGGUUACAUCCAGCAGACCACUACAGCCAUGGCUGCCUUGGAACAGCAAGGUGACACGGGCUCUCAGAGUGACAUAUACAACCGAUUUGUUACUUUGAACAAAUCUCUACAGCACCAGGAGGGGGAGUACCUCGACAUCUUGGCUCGCCUGCUGGUGCUCAACAAGGCUGCUGCCCAGGUGGCCAACGGCUGUCCGAACAAUGAGUCAGUAACUACACCACCAGUCAACGGCAGAGAGGAGACGGAGAGUGUUAACACCAGCAGCAGUGUUAGUAACCACGUGGUAGGACUUGUUGGCCCAGGAAAUGUUGCAACCCUACAGGAACGCUUAGCUGCUAGUCAGGAGGAGUCUACUUCUAUCAUGGGCCGCAUGAGAGACAGUAUUGCCCGUCGAGAAGACCUUAUGGUCCGUUACAAGGCUACCCGCGAACGACUGGAGAAUCUCAAAAAGCAACAGCAGGAUAUCCGGACCCAAGAGAGGCAGUUGUUGCAUGCAGCUGGAACCAGUGAGACACCUUAUGAGGACCCCAUCCCUGGAGCUGAAAAUUGGACCAUAGAUGAGGUUGCUCAAGGCAUUGUAGAAUUUCAGGCUCUUUAUGACAAAGUGGAUCGCUUGCAGGGGAUGUACUCCAUUAAAGCUCAGAAUGCUGACCCAGAUGAUGAGGUAGCACAGGCAGAUGUGACCAACAAGCUGAAUCAACUGGCAACUAAGCGAAGAAUGCUGAUCGAGACAAUAACAAAGUUGCGAAGGAUUGAGCGACAAAGGCAAGAAGAGCAGCUGACAGAUACUGGGGAAGGUCCAGCAAGAUCCCAGAGAAACUCCACAGCUCCUGCUGAAACACCAGACAGUAAUCAGGGUUCAGUGUCUGAUCGACCUAUUGGGGAAGUUAGCACAACGACCUCAGAAACUGCCCCAAGGUCCUCGGCUUUCUCAACUGACGAUGUAUCACAGCUGAAUAUCAACGCGACCGCCAACAAUGUUGCUGCUGUUUCCGAUGAGAUAUCUUCAAGACAGUUGCAGCUACAGACUCUACAAGAGCAGUUGGGUGACAUGAGAAAACUCCUGGAUGUCACAACUGCUGGUAGAAAGGAGGAUGAAAGGAGGAUGCUCGAGUCACAGAAACGUCUGGCAGAGGCCGAGGCCGCCAAGGCCAGGUUUGUAGCGAUGGAGGCUCAGAGUGAGAGGACCCCAGCCAUGGAUGGAGCAGUGGGCGGAGAGAUGGUGGAAGUGGCAGGUCGCAGGCUCCGUCUAACAGAAAUUGAUAAACAGAACCCAGAAAUCCUGAAAAAGUACCAAGAAAUCUCCAAGGCCAAGGAACGACUGUCUAAGAUGGAAGAAGUUAUGGAAAUGAUCGCCACUGCAAAGAGGAACCAUCAAAACCUGAGGGAGGUUAUCCCACCCGACUACCUGGCCAUCCUGGAGGAGGCUGAGGCUGAGAGGGAUGAUGACUUAGGACUAUCCAGCAACCAAUCUUCAGGAGUCACCACAGCAAAGGAGGAACCUGAGGAAGAGCUCAGAUUGUCCAGGCGACAUCCCCGAACCUCUCGGAGGGGUAGUCUAAGUCGCAGUGAUGUGGCUGCCUCAGUGGGGCGCAAUGAGCGGGACCAUCGUGUGAGGGAAAAAGAGAACAGUGACAUUUCUGCUAUGCAAAAGCGACUGAAUAAGACGAGUACCAGAGUUUCGGCCAUCAAUGAAGGGUCGAGACAUGGCCACGAGAAAGGAGCAGUUAAGAAACAGCCACAGGCUUUAUGGCAAGAGGGCACCACUACUGUAGACCCAAGAGUGUCAGAAGUGUUGGCCAUGCAAGAGGAACUACGACAAAAGAAGAACACUCUUGAGGCUCUAAUGAAGCGCAUGGGGAAGUCCUCCUCACUCAACAUGGACAACAUAUCCGACAACAUCUCAGACAAUGUGUCCGAGACCUCCGACAGGCUGGAUGGAGGGAAUGGCACAACGGCCACCUGGGGAACGGCUGGUCUGCAUGAUUAUUCUGACAACCAUUACCAACACUCGAGUGAUGAAGAAUUGAUAGAAGAGGAAAAUGAGGGCGAUGAAGUACCCGUACGGGCCCACCGCCGCUCCCAGCAGCCCACUGGCCAACCCAAAGACCGCAACCGUCACUCAGCCACGCGUCACCGCCGCCGUCAAGACUCGGGCCGUUUCUCAGUCAAUAACUUGACCACAGCUCACAGUGGACGUCCCAAACACAACCGUCUUAGAGGAAGUAGUGUUCCCAAGGCUUCAUGGGAGGCGGUGGAUGGCUCCAGUUACAAGUCUCCCUCCAACACCACACUCCAGGCUCACCAGACUCUUGGUGCAGCUCUCUCUCAGUUGAGUCAAGUGCAGGGAACAAUCAACAACCUACAGGAGAGUCUGCGCCAAGAGCAGAACCAGGUGCUGGGGAGUGGCCCUUUCUCCCAGUUUAUGCCACAGUACCUCCCAGACGUCCCCUCUGCUGGCUUGACGCCCACUUCCUUGCCUCCACACAUCCCAGGAAUGGGUACCUCCACAAAUGGAGUACAGGCCCUCACUCCCAUGUCCCCAUAUGCUGGACUAGGGUCUUUGGCUUUGGGAAGUCAAGGUAAGAAUGGUGGAAAUGAAAGCAGUGGGCAGCAGAUGAACCAGCAGCUGAUGUUAGGACUCCAGCAAUGUUUCUCGCAGCUUCACCUCCACUCACUGGAGAUCCAGGCUCUGAGCAAGCACCUUCAGCUCCUUGAUAGAAGGGAUCAAGCCGAUUCACUUCCAGUUCCUGAUUCUGGAGGUGGACGGCUCGACAGGAGAAGAGGGAGAACUGGAACUAGGAGGAGUGAAGACGAGGAGGAAGAGGAGGAGGAUGACGACGACGACGACGUAACGGCUGCCACUCGCCCGUCAUAUCCCCUCCACCACAACCUCCUCGCUGCCUCGCACACGCGGGACGGGAAGGAGAGCGCAUCUCGGGUGCCACAGAGUCUCUCCUUCCCUCUCUUCCUCAGUCAACCGGGCGAUGGAGAAGCCCACCCGACAGGCGUCACGAACCCAAUAUACGGCCGUUUAGGAGACGUGAGGGAACCGGGUUCUUGGGGCUCCUUCGCUCCAACACCAGGCACGGAGCAGCCCUCGGAGCAACUAGCCUCGAUGAUGGGUGUAGGCGGGGUGGUAGACAACAGCCCAUCACACCCUCUCCUCCACCUUGACCGUAUGAGUGAGGAGAGGCCUCAGUCACAGCCGCCGGAUGACCACCACUGGGCAUCUCUGGCUUCCACCCAUCCUCUUCAUCAUCAAACUACAGAUCUACUCAAUAAUCAGGUUCCUCCCGGGACUCGAGCCAACAACUACUGGGACAACUUCCGCAGUUAUUCCCGGCAGAACCUUCUCUCCACGGCCACCAAGAGCAAUACUAGUGACCAUCAUCCUGCUUCCACUGCCUCCAUCUCUGCUGCAACUCCUAGUGGCACUGCAGGGUUCCUCCAGUCUCGGGAACCCAUUCGAGUGGAGGACAAGCGCUUCAAUGUUUCAGUGAGCCAUAACAAUAACAGCAGUAGUGGGGGCGGUGCACGAGCCAGGGUGUCCAACCCCCACUUAAAUAAUCCCAGGGGAGGCAAUGCCAGGGUCAGGAACCCUGUCUCAACUAACUCUCAGCAGAUCCUCGGCCAGAACAAACACAAGACUAAUAACCGCAAUAAACAAGGUGGUUGGUGGCUGCCAGGCUCUGGGUCCAAGGUGCCGAGUACAAACAUCCCCCCGAGUGUCACCUCUGCUGGCACCUCCAGAGAUCGUAGCUAUGUCAAUUACAACUCUGUUCGCGGAAGUGGUAAUGACAGUGAUAGUACUGGGGCCGUAACCUUGGAAGUUCUUAAGGAAGCAGAAGCAUUGAUGCGUCGUCAUGCCAGCCAGCCUGAGUUUUUGCUGCAACUUUUCCGCCAUGCAUCACAGAUCACCGUACACACUGACCAACAUGUGGCAGUGGCUCUGCUGCAAGACCUAGCCACACAGCCUCAUGGUUCCAAUCAUGGGGUAAAUGCCAACAGCCGAGGCAACAACAAUGAAACAAAUAGCCUGUCCCUGCCAGCCCCAUUACGAGACUCUUCUUGGCGUCAGCAGACCUCUCCCUCUCACCCUCAUAAUAUAUUACCCCAGGAAAAUGUGAGUGUAGUGGGCCUGUCAGGGUCAGAGGUCAGUGACAGCGGCCUCACAUCCGAGGACGAAGACAGUAGAGCUCUCUACCGCAAUGUUAAAAACCUCAGUCUGAGUCCAAGUGGUCGAGCAGGGCUGUCCGGUGCCAUACCCAGGUCCACCCCAGGGGUCAACACUAGCAGCCACUCUCGCCCUCAGUUCCCUCAGCCUCAACAGUACCAGUCACAGUUCCCCCAUCAUAAUUAUCAGUACUUCCCCCAACAACCCAACCUCUCAAACAACCAGGGAGGUAGUAGCCGCAGUGUAGCCAACUCUGAGAGUUCCCUCUACGAUCACUUGGUCUUCAAUGACUCACACAUGGGCACUGCUCACCCACAGCAGGUCGUAGAGGAAUGGAUAUGUCGGAGUGAAGGUGAGGCAGGCGAGGAGAAGCUACAGAACCAACCAGAGACUGUGGGCUCCUCUCCUGAAGAUGCUCACCACAUCAUACAUCCUCUAAAUAACGACACCGAAUACCUGACAUUUGAGACGCUGGUGUCAUCAGCGGUGAGGGCAAGUGUAGAAAUAUUGCUGAGCCAACUUGGUGGAUCACAGGCGUCCGGGGGCCUCGUGUCUCCGCUCCUCAUCACUUCACUCCACAAUACACUUGUUGCUCAGAUUCAGACCCAGGCACAGUCACUGCAACUGCCUCAGAGUUUCCUGUUCUCGGUCGACACUGAACUCAAGAGUGCUCUUCAGGCCUUCUCUGGCAAACCAUUGUUGGAAGUGAGCAAUGAUGUGCCAUCAGUAGUGUCACAAGUACUGCUGACACAGUACUGCAGUGUGCUGGUCCAACGACUUCGAGACAACCACCCAGUGCUGCCGCAGACGCCCACUAAGUUGCCUCAGAGCAAAAUUCCCAUAAGUGAAGCUGGUGCUGGAAAUGUGGCCACCGUAUCAUCUACAUCUCAAGGACGACAUACUCAGGAGAACACCACCGCCACACAAACAGAGUCUAGUGUGUUCUCCCUGACACCCCAUCAGCACGCUAGUCUUAGUCACUCCACAGAUCUGUCGCAGCGUCCCAACCAUCACGGGUCUCGCACAUUCAGUUUGACUUCAUCUACGGGAUCGUCGGUCACACAUGGCUCCGCUCAUUCCUCGCACCUCUCAUCACAUGCAGUAGCUCAUCCCUCCAUUCCAUCAUCAUCACCACACCCACCUCCUCACAUAACAGCUUCAGUGUUCCAGUCUUCGUCUUCGGGUGGUGGACACUGGCAGGUACCUCUGUCGGCACCUUUACCUUCACCCAAUGAAAAUGGAGCCAGUGUUGAAACUCUUAUUGAUAACUCUAUCAAUUCUAUAAAUUCCCAUCCAACUUCUCAGCCUGAGUCUUGGGCUGUGAGCAGUGGAAUUGGACAGGUGGCAGAGAGCCCUGCGCCAGCAUCACGACCCAACUCUAGACUGACAAAUAAUAUUGGUGCUGCAGCUGAAUGGGCUGAGCCGGAGCAUGAAGAAGCAAUGAUGGAUGACAAUGUUGAACCUUCAUUGCCAGUACAUGAUUUAGCUGAGGCAGACCAAUCACAAGAUGCAGCAGAGGGUGACUGGGAAGACUCUCAGGCAGAGGGGAUCCAGGCUGACAGUGGGGGUGCUGUAGGUAAUGCCAGCCCUCAACAUUCAUCAUGGCUGCAGGCCAGAGAAAAGUCCUCCCAGCAGAUGGAUGCAGAAGGCAUGGUAGAGUGUGACGCAGAUGCCGCAGAAGGGACCACUCGAGGGGCUGUCGGACAUCACGGGUACGGAGAACACCACAAACAAGGAGCAAGCAGAGAAUUAGAGUUGGAUGAGGUUCCCACUAAGCUACAGAGCCCCGAGGGAGGUUCACCGAGAGGGACCCCAGAGCACCAGUCAAGCGCACCACAAGGGCACCACCAGUCCACACCUUCCUCACACAGUGUGCAACCACCUCACUCUCCAGGAGGGAGUGAGGGGUGACCUAAACAGCUAUAUGAAUGCUCUUCCAUAAUCUGUCACAAGAAGAAGAAAAAGUCAACAGAAAAAAGAGAUGAAAAUGGAAAAAUAAAAUCCUACAAUAUGGGUGAUAAAAUUAUUUUAGUAGAUGAGUCCAGUGAUGAAGAAGGAAGAGCAGACCAAGCUUGUGUUGUGUCUAGUCCUGUCCUCAUGUUUGGGUCCUGCCUAGUAAGCUUAAUUACAGUCCUCCUGUGCAAGAUGCGCAGCACAAAUCAUUAGGAACGGAGAGUUGAACGACGUUAUCCUGCACUCGACAACCCAGCUUUGUGAUAGAGAUUUGUCCAUUGUUGGUUUGCAAGGCUUAACAUAGUAUUCUCUGGUGUAGUUCUUAAUAUCCAAUAUAUACCUACACUGAUGAUGUCUCAGUACUGUAUAGUGAAUAACAUCAUGCAGGUUCUUAUUAGUAAUGAAAAUGUAACUUUCCAUUAUAUUGAGCUGUUAUUAACCAAAUUUACACCAUGGCUAACAUCAAAAGGCUGUAGGCAUUAGGCAAUUAUAAUUUGAUUUGUUUAUUUUAAUUUGGGCCCAUGCCUUCCCCUCAUGGUUUAAUAAAAUAAGACUUAAACAGUUAAUAUGGUUAUUUGGUAUAAAGAUUGCAGUUAAUGAAGCAUUCUUAACAUGACUUAACUAAUAUACCAUAUAAUAAAGUGUUCCCUGUACUGUACUGUAUCCAAGUGGUGGGUUCAUGUGCAGUAUUCCUCAAACACUUUACAGUUGCAUAUUUUUGGGAGGGUGGGGAGGGGGAAGAGGGAUAUUGCUACAUGAAUCCAACACAGUGUUUAUGUUAUUUAUAUACAGUUAUUAUAUAUAGCUUGAAAUCAAACAGAAUGAUGAUGGAUAGGUAAAGCAAGUUCAUGAAAAAAGUCAGUUGAAUUAUGUUACAUUUGAUCAAUUACAUGCAUUAUUGUGAAGAGUGAAUACAAAAUAAUUUAUGUCAGUGAUUUACAAAACUAAAUUCAAGAGGAAAUUUUGUUGCUUUACCACUUCAAAAUAGUUGUUUCAUUCCAGAAAAUUGUCACACACACAGGUACAUAUUUUGUACACAGACACAGUUUCCAAACAAUGAUACACAUAAAAGGAGUCAUCUAAUUAGGCAUCACAGUUGAAGGAGUUCUCAGAAGACUGCCCGGGAGAGAAGGGAGAACCUGCUCUUUAUAAGGAGAGGAAACCUAAUAAGGCAAGGGAGAGAAGUUUCUUUAUUCUCAUAUUUAUAAUAUAUUAAUAAUUAUAAACAUUUCUCAUAACACUAAAUGCUCAACUUUUAAUCACUCUGGCAUCUCUUAAUGUGAUGCAGAGAAGACGUACCCACUACGUGUUAAGCUUCUUCCCAAAAACAGAUUUCUGAGGCUGUAAAUGUAACCCAGUUAUUAAUGUCCCUGUCCAUUAGAGUAAGUGCAGAAUAUAUUACCAGUUUGUACUUUACAAAGAAGAGGUUAAAAACAAGAUUUAAUUUAUAUGCAUUCUUCUCCUUGUUUCCUAGGUUUAUGUAUUCACCAUAUUUAUUAAUGAAAUCAUGAUCUGUAUUUUGUUAUAAAAUUUAAUAUAUAGAAGCAGGAGGAGAUGGCUAAUAAAGUGGGAGAAGUUGGAGUGACAGUGUCAGGACUGAACCUGUUAGAGAUAAGGUUAUACAUCCUCACACUGCAGACUUGGAAAACAUACAUUCACUUGUUUUAUUAUUAUUGGCUUAAUUAAAGGGAUGUGACUUACGUAUUUGAUAAGAGUGUCUGACAAUGUUAUCUUUAAACAUGUGUGUUGUAACAGAUGUGGAUUGUUUUAAGAAUUUGGAUGAACUUUUUAUUUCUUAUUUUUAAUGAUAUGGUGAAUUAAUAUUGGUAAGUAUGGUUUUCACCUUUAAAAUUACCUCUUGCAUUACAGUUAUUAACAGUGUAUCCUUAACCCUACGUUCAAUAAGUCAUUCCUCCUGGAACCCACAUUUCACAGUGUGGAUAUGAGAAUUUGAAUCAUUUAUUAAAGUAUAGUACAAGAUCCUGAGUUUCAAGUCUGGUAAAAUAUGGCUGUUCAAUAUUGUUGUCUGCAGAAGUUGCACCUUGUUAUUUUGGGGGACUGAACCUCUUAGUUCCUCACUCAGGAUGUUACCAGUUGAAUCUGCAGGACUAAAGAAUAACUAGAUUUUAUUCCUAUAAAGCUGAUAAUCCAAUGCCUGCCAUUAUAGAUAUCAAAGUAAAGUACAGCCUCAGUUAUUGAGUACAGCUUAAGAUUGACCAAUUUCAUCCAUCCCCGUAUAAUAUAACUUGGAAGUAUUCCUGAGACAAUGUCCAGCACAUAAGUUGGAGAUUCAGUCAUGGCUCCAGCAUGAGUCUUUCAUUUAAGCUUGAGAGCAUGUUUAAUGUAAGUUGGUGAUGUGAAGUGUUGGAAGUACUGUACUGACUCUGUUCUCAUUAUCUGCAUGAGUAAAGAAUGUUAACUGUGUAUUAGAUUUCUUGUACAGAGAUGGCUGUUCUCAAAAUGUUUUUAUAAGAUUUACAUAUAAUUUAUCAGUUUAGUUUUAAUGGUGAAGGGAAGACAACAAGUUAUUAUUUCAAAAUUCAUGUCAGUUUAUGGAUUAAAAAUUAACCAGACAACAAUAAGGAAAAUAUAUUUUGAGUUGUCGUGAAUUUAACCUUUGGUAGAUUGUAAUCUUUUGUGUCAACAUGCUUAUGAAAUUCAGCUGUAAUUUGAUUUUAUCUUUAACUUUUAUAUCAAACAAUUUUAACAAGCAGUUCAACAUAUAUGAUGCACUGUCAGGCAAUGCAAAUACCAACAACAUAGCAUGGUAAGCCUAAAGAUGAGGUGUAUUGGUAGUACUUAUAGUUUUAAGCUUAUUAGCUGAGGUUGUACUGUACUCUUAUGUAGCACAUCCAGGAUCCCUUUUGGUGGAGAUUAAAGUUUGUACCCUUAGUGAACUACAUGUCAGUAUACUAACCAAGUGUACCCUAGCCAGUCCAAGUUGUGAUUAUGCUCAGAAGUAUCCCUCCCAUCCCCUCCCCAAACUACAUGUUGUCUCGCUCCAAAUUACUGGUAUGUUCAUUGUUUGUUAAUGUUGUUAGAUUGGGACCAAAUAUAUAUUAGGCUGCUGCUACCAACCCAGAUGUGACUCUUUUUAUUUACUAUUUGCAGGAGAUCAGAUAUGUUUAGACUGUCUACAAAAUAAUCCUUUAUGAGAACAAACACUAACCAUUAUCCUAAAGUUCUUACGGUAGAUGUGGUUAGAUUUUGUUUGUAUUCAGUGUUGUGUGCCACAGGUCACCGUGCAUGCGUGCUAUGAUCUUAACGGCCUCGUGUAUAUGAAGGCAAUCUAUUUUGUUCUUAGAGUGUGGCAUAUCUAACUCUAGCAAAAACAUAUUGAAAGAGCCAGACCUGGAUCUGUAGCCACUUCGUAUGUAUUGUCGACAGAAGGAGCAUUAGACCAAAUAUAUCUUGUUUAUGGCUAGGGAAAGUGAGCAUCACUUGUAUUGGCUGUUGCUCAUGUUAGUGAAAGGAAAUGUACUCGACCCCAAGUUUCCAGUACAGUUCUCCAAACCUCAGACUUCUCUCUGUUAACAAGCUUUUAAAAGUGUCACUGGACUGAACCUUCUGUUACUGUUGAUGUGGAGAUGUGAAGUGACUCAAACUCAUAAAUGGGAUUUUAUUUUUCUUUGGUGUUUUUUUUUUUUUUUUUUUUACUGAACCCAAAAAGAAUAUUAAACAUUAGUUUGCCAGUGAUUGCUUUAAAUCUUAAUUUCUGGCGUAGCAUUUAUAUACGUUAUUAAAUGCUGCAUAUAUUUUAUUCUGAAUCAUUUAAAACUAUUUGGAGUAUCUUGUUUGGUAUGGUAAAGAUGAGUGAGGUAGUUUAUUUUUUCUGUGAACUGUAAUUCAGUUUCUUAUGGAGAUAGGUAAAGGUAUUUUGAGUUUGUGUAUUAUUUUGACCAUUUGUACGGGAGGCAAGGACUCUUGAAGUACAGUAUACGUUACCAUUUUCUUUGGCUCAAGGUUAUGGCAUUUAUUCAUAUUUAUAUAGUACAUGCCAGUGAAGAAGUGGCAAAUGUUGCUUAUAUUACCACUACAUUAUGACAUAGAUGUUCGUGUCUCAGUGUUUUGCUUCUCCCCAUUGUGUUACAGGAUUUUGAUUCAUUGUUAAUCCCAGUACUGAUCAUAAUGCAAAGAAAAACUAUAUAAUGUAUCAGUCUAUUAAAAUCAAAAUAAUC
This is a messenger RNA of Homarus americanus (American lobster), 11131 nucleotides long. RefSeq lists its product as uncharacterized. The transcript has 38 exons. NCBI's taxonomy places the organism in Eukaryota, Metazoa, Arthropoda, Malacostraca, Decapoda, Nephropidae. Bases 120 to 6911 code for a protein of 2263 amino acids. The record is from RefSeq and is a predicted model, not a curated record.